Pantherophis guttatus is the source of this 4795-nucleotide messenger RNA. RefSeq names its product alpha tocopherol transfer protein (gene TTPA). Gene Ontology annotation, molecular function: lipid transfer activity; vitamin E binding; phosphatidylinositol bisphosphate binding. Lineage: Eukaryota; Metazoa; Chordata; Lepidosauria; Squamata; Colubridae. Gene Ontology annotation, cellular component: membrane; late endosome. Gene Ontology annotation, biological process: vitamin transport; vitamin E metabolic process. The record is from RefSeq and is a predicted model, not a curated record.
CUUGGCCGGGCAGUUAGCAGUUGGAAUAGCUGAGCGUCGACCGUCCUAAUGCUGCCAUUAUUAUUUGCCAUGGGGAGGGGCAUCGAGUAUCAGGUUAUUUUUUUCGCAAUGGACUUGAAAGCGCUUUUCUGGCUGUGCCAAGUUGUUACGAGGCGAAGCGCUCUUUUCCGUUCGUCUCUUCUCCCAGUAGUUAUGGGCAGCGGCGCUUAGGGCAGCGACAUGGACCAAGACCAGCCUAAUUGCCCGCCGGUUAAACUCAACGAGUUGCCGGACGACUCGCCCCUCGUGAGGGCCGCUGUGGCAGCGCUGAGGUGCAGAGCUGUGGAAGAGAACCUAGAGGUCCGCCAGUCUGACCUUUCUGACGCCGGUCUGAUCCGCUUUUUGCGGUGUCGAGACUUCGACAGCAACCUGGCCUGGAAGGUUUUCAAAAACUACCACAAAUGGAGAAAGGAAUGCCCAGAAAUAACUGCAAAUCUACAUCCACCCUCUGUUCUUAGCUUGUUGCAAACAGGCUACAGUGGAAUUUUGAAAGAGAGGGAUCCAAGUGGUUCUAGAGUUGUCAUUUAUAGAAUUGCACAAUGGGACCCUAAGAUAUUUACAGCAUAUGAUCUCUUUCGUGUAAGUGUUAUGCUAUCUGAGCUUUUGGCAAGAGAGCCAGAAACCCAACGGAAUGGAGUCAAGACAAUCUUCGAUCUCCAAGGAUGGAAAUUUGCUCAUGCAUUUCAGAUCACUCCAGCAGUGGCCAAGAAAAUAGCAUUUGUGCUCACAGAUGGUUUCCCACUAAAAACUCGAGGAAUCCACUUGAUUAGAGAGCCUCUAAUUUUUUACCAUGUUUUUAAUCUAAUUAAGCAUUUCCUCUCUGAAAAAAUCAAAGCACGGAUCCAUCUGCAUGGGAAUAACUUUGCACAUGGGCUCCAGAAACAUUUUCCAGCCAGCCUUCUCCCAGAAGAAUGGAAUGGUGAAGCAGGCCCUUUUGAAGAAUUUUCUAAAGAGCUUACUGACUUUUUAAUUGAAUCUACAGACUAUCUUCAAAAUAUUUCUCUUCUUGAAUAACCAUUGACAUGAAGUAAACUCUAUCUGGGACGGAGGAAUACUUAUUAACCAGAAUGGGGUACUGAUGAAGCUAAUGCUUUAAGUUGCAGGAUCCAAAGAUCAUGGAAAAUUUCAGCUGUUUUAAAUAGGUAUAGGCCCAGAACCCCUAUCCCCAAAAGAAACAAUUAACUCCAUUUAAAAAAAAUGCAGGUGCUUUUUGAUGCUUUCAGUCAUCUGAUCACUUAAAUAUAAAAUUACUUACGGAUCAAUAUCAGGUGUUAUGAUUUGAGAAUAAGGUUACUUACAAAAUAAAACGAGAAAGUAUUUUAUGUGAAGGGGAAUUGUUUCCUCCCUAGAAAAUGUUACACAACUUUUAAUUGUACCACCUGCUGAAAUUUGGCCUGCCAAAAUGUAAAUAUAGCUUCUGCUAGAUCAGAACAAACAUUUUCCUAGUAGCUAGCUAGAUGCCAAGGAGAAGCUGACAAACAUGGUGAAAUACUAAUAAGCUGUUUCCUGUGUUCGUAUCUGGUACUCAGUUUUCCCCCUAUUUUUAUGUCUUCUGUGAAUUAAGUAUUUCUUUAUUCAUUUUGGACUCCUUGUGAGUGAUGCUGUAUUCAGGCUAUUAAUAUGUGCACAUUUCUCUACAGUAAGCCUCUAUGUUCAGUGGGUUCUUUCUCAGCAGUAUAUGUGCCUACCUAGAAUUAAAUGCUAUAAUGCUAUAUUAAAUGCUAUAUAUUAAAUGUUACCCAAUACAAAUUUCUUUGGUUGAUAUAAAUCAAAAAUUUACCAAACAAAUUUACUAAUAUGUUAUAUCAAAACAAACACUAUCAAGAUAUAAUGUGAUAGCCUAGUUCACAUAGGGAUGGUUUACUUGGUUUAUGCUUAGCCACUGUAGCAGUGGUGAAAUCCUAACAGUUUGCACUGGUUCGGGCGAAUCGGUAGUGAUAGAAGCUACCAGUUCAGUGAACCGGUAGGAAAAAAAGCUACCGAUUGGUCUGAACCAGUAUUUCUGACGAUCAGCUGUGCCGCACAAUUUAUAUUUGCUAGAAAGCAGGAAAUGCUGCUUACCUUGUUAAGUGUCCUUUUUCUGUGCAAAGCACAUGUUUGGAGUGCACUGUGCAUGCACACAUGCACGUAGCAUGCAUUUGGUGCACACUGUGAUGCAACAUGUAUUUGGCGCGCAUCACACAUGCACGGGUAGCAAACUGGUGGCAAACCGGAGGAUUUUACCGCUGCACUAUAGUCUAAAACACAUACAAUAUGCUUUGAAACUUUGUGUAAAUAUACCCAUAGCUUUUAAACGGACUUUCUCUCAGGUGAGCUUAGAUGUUAUUUCAUGAUGUAAAAAAGGGUUAAUCAGCAGCUAUGUAUCAGUUGGUAUAGCAAUUACUCCUUUUUACUACUGAUUUUUUAAAUCUUAGAUUUUGUUCAUGUAAUUUAACUUUACUUGACAUAAUUCUCAGGAAUAUAGGUUUGGGAGCUUCAACUGCUGUAAGAAAAAAUCAUAAAAAUAAUAUUUAUAUUAGAAAGCCACUAAUGUUUCUCUAACAAAGGGCAUACUAUUAUCGUAACUUGGGCACAAUAUGCAUCUGAAUCAGAUAUAGAGGUAGGAAGUAGAAACAUUCAUUUUUAAAAAUACUUUUUCAGACACUAUAAAGGAGAUAUUUAAUUAAGUACUCAGUUUGAAAUAAUGUGAAAGCAAUAUAUGCACAUACUCAAGUCUAAACAUCCCUAUCUGUAUUAGAUAACCUUUUUAAGGGAAAUCAGUUUAAGACUACAGCAUUACAUACACUGAGAAUAAUUCUCAUUCCAGUUUCCUAAGACUGUUGACCAAGUUUUGUUCUUUCCUUUUGCAAAACAAAGGAUGAAAGAGAGAGGGAGAGGGAGAAAUGGGCAGGGAAAUAAGUAUCAGGAUCAGUUUGCAAAUCUUCUUUUACUGAGGGAAUAGACUGAAUUAUAUUUUUCCUCACAUUCUAUUGACUGCAAAGAAGUUUUUUUCAGUUGCCAGGAAGACUGAAGGAUUAAGAAAAGGAAAAGGAUUAAGUUUCAGACCCCACCCAACUGGUAGGACUGAAAUUUAUGGAGACAAGUUCUGAUAAGAAAUAUUUAUUAAAGAAAAGAUAGGAACUCUAACAAUGUCUGCCUUUUGUGAGUAAGUUAUAUGUAUGGCAACAGUAUUCAAGCCUUUUUCUGAGCAUUUUUCUUUGGGUCCCACCUCCGCCCCCUUCCUUUUGCACAGACAGACUAUUUUCCAUCUGUGCCUUGUUUUUGCUCAGAUUGUUUUUCUCUGACUGUGAGUGCUAAUUUCAAAGGCACAAAGUCUUCAGCAUAACUACUGCAGAAGCAGAAAAGGGCUUAAGGCAUUGGGGUAAUAUCGAUGACAAAAAGGACGAAGUGGCUAAGACGCUGAGCUUGUCGAUCAAAAGGUCGGCAGUUCAGCAGUUCGAAUCCAUAGUGCCUGUUGUGAGCUCCUGUUACUUGUCCCAGCUUCUGCCAACCUAGCAGUUCAAAAGCACGUAAAAAAUGCAAGUAUAAAAAAUAGGGACCACCUUUGAUGGGAAGGUAACAGUGGUGGGUUGCCCAGUUUGGACCGGUUCGCAAGAACCAAUAAUAAAACCGGCGGGAGGCUCUGCCCGCCACCCCAGAUGUCAUCAUAGGCGAUCUGCGCAUGUGCGCCUUUGACAUUUAGUCAUGCCGGUCACAUGACCAUGGAGACGUCUUCGGACAGCGCUGGCUCUUCAGCUUUGAAAUGGAGAUGAGCGACCCUAGAGUCGGCUAGCACAUAUGUGCAAGGGAAACCCUUUACCUUAAUAUUGAUGAUAAACUGCCCUGGAGUGCUAGCAAGUCUGUCAAAAAGCAAAUCUGCCAGCUUGUGUGGCUACCAGCUGAGAAGUAAAAGAACAACUAAUGUAGAAGGAUGCCAGAAUUGGGUAACUGGACUGCAUUUCCAGCGAAUCUUCCCAGAUAGCCCAAGUUAGAAUUCCUUGUAUGGCAUUGCAUCAACAGAUGACUUUCAUCAAUAGCCUACAGAGAGAUGCUUGAACAAAAUCUCACUCACUUCAUCUGCAUGAUCCAAAAUCCUAGUGGGAACAACCAGUAUGGAAAACAUUGAAAGUAAAAGCAAAGUCAUGUACAACAAGGUUUCUCAACCUUGGCCACUUCGAGAUAUGUAGAUUUCAACUUCCAUGCUGGCUGGAAAAUUCUGGAAAUUGAAGUCCAUACAUGUUUGCCAAGGUGAUAUUUUCUCUCAGAUAAGCAUACAAAGUAAUUUCUUAACAGAUAAAAAAAAAUAAAAUGACAACUAAAAUAACACUUUAAUGAGUAAAAACAAAUACAUACAUAUUUACUGCAUUAAAAAUACAGAAAAUUCAUGCUCCUGAGUUUUCUAGGCAUCUUUCUAAGUAUCAUGCUUUUCUAUUCUGAUUAUAAUUUUUUUUAGUAACAUUAAAGUUUAUAUUUCUAUGGAAAAGGAUUUACUAGAUAAAGACUAUUUUCCAAAUUGUUAAAUCAGCUAAAAAACCUGAAGGCAAAUAUUUUAAAGUUGUAAACAUAAGAUCUUUCCUUGGAGCAAACCCACAAGAACAAUGGGAUUUAGCAUACAUAAAAAGAAAUUGAUUAAUUCAAUAAUGAUGAGCUUAAGAUGCUGGUGUUAUGCUGUAUUUUUUAUUUGUCUUUUGCAGUUCUACUAUGCAAUUUGCAUUUUUAUAAAAGUUACAGAAAUGUUAAAAACUGUUAACAUAUAAUAAAGUAUUAAUAGUAUAAA